AUGGCCAGGACCAAGCAGACUGCCCGAAAAUCCACCGGAGGAAAAGCUCCCAGGAAGCAGCUCGCCACUAAGGCUGCCCGUAAGAGCGCCCCGGCUACCGGAGGCGUGAAGAAGCCCCACCGUUACAGGCCCGGGACUGUGGCUCUCAGGGAGAUCCGCCGCUACCAGAAAUCCACCGAGCUGCUGAUCCGUAAGCUGCCCUUCCAGCGCCUGGUCAGAGAGAUCGCUCAGGACUUUAAGACCGAUCUGCGCUUCCAGAGCUCCGCCGUCAUGGCUCUGCAGGAGGCUAGCGAGGCUUACCUGGUCGGUCUGUUCGAGGACACCAACCUGUGCGCUAUCCACGCCAAGAGGGUCACCAUCAUGCCCAAAGACAUCCAGCUGGCCCGCCGCAUUCGCGGAGAGAGGGCUUAA
Messenger RNA from Pelmatolapia mariae (spotted tilapia), 411 nucleotides. Its product is annotated as histone H3. The coding region runs from base 1 to 411 and encodes 136 amino acids. Lineage: Eukaryota; Metazoa; Chordata; Actinopteri; Cichliformes; Cichlidae. The transcript has a single exon. The record is from RefSeq and is a predicted model, not a curated record. Gene Ontology annotation, cellular component: nucleosome. Gene Ontology annotation, molecular function: protein heterodimerization activity; DNA binding; structural constituent of chromatin.